Molecule: messenger RNA, 4304 nt
Organism: Cimex lectularius (bed bug)
Lineage: Eukaryota; Metazoa; Arthropoda; Insecta; Hemiptera; Cimicidae
Product: INO80 complex subunit D-B-like
Exons: 8
Coding region: 231-2111 (626 amino acids)
Cellular component (GO): nucleus
Source: RefSeq, a predicted model, not a curated record
UGAGCAGGUUUCAUUGUGUAUGGUUAUUGCGGUUAAUAACUUCUCUGAGGGUUAUGAGGCUAUGUUUUAUUAUUUAUUUUUGUUCGGACGCUAGGUCUUCUAGAUUUUUAUAUAAGAUUUUCAACAGAAAAUUAAUUUCAUAUUUCUUGGAAAGUUGAAUGUCUUAUUUGAUGUCGUUUUCUGUCGGAGUAUAAUGCCACAACGUUUUUUCCCUGGUUAAGAUUAAGGUUAUGCAGGAUGCGUUUAAUCGAGACAUGUUUACUUUAUCCGACGUAAAUAAUCCGAGGUUUAAUGGACAUGUGCAAGUUUCCCCUUGUAAAAUCACUGGUGGGAAACGUGAUAGAAAAGGGUGUACGAAAGGAAAAAUCGAAGCUAUUAUGAAAAAUAAUAUAGUCAGAUCGAAGACAUGUGUAACACAAGGUGCGAGUAAAAAACUCCCAUCUCCUUCCGGAGGCAAUCACGUUUAUUACAGUCAAUUAGUCAAGUCUGAGGAUCAACAAGAAGAUCCGUAUACGUUCACCGAACCGGAGCCGCAGUCGCUGAGCCUCUAUCAGCCGGGGAGUUCGAACAAAAAGAUAUCGUCUAACAAAUCGACGAAUAUGGUUUGCCCCGACAAGUUGAAGUUUGAAGCCGGACGGGCCGUCAAAUCUUUCAGGGUUGUCGACCCGGCUUCGAAAAUGAAUAAACUACAAGCGGAUAUCGCUAGAAAUAAAGUUAUCGGGAAAAGAAAGAAACUAGAACAGAUCUCGGUACGAGGGAAAGUCAAUGACAAUUGUCUCAAACGAGAUCCCAACAAAGUAUGUAUUCUGGCGAAAAGGGAAGCGAGGAAGAGUACGUGGCAGAGGGAACGCAACUCCAAGCAUGAAUUGCUCGAAAGGAUAUAUCUAAUUAAAAAUGAUAUUAAAAAGUACUCGAGCGAUCUGUAUCCUCUUGGAUUAGAACUGUCCGACUCUGAUUCUGAUGACUUUGAUGCUGAUCAAUCUAUGUACGAACGUCACUGGUUUUCAAAAAGUGACAUUUUAACGGAUGAAAGUCCAAGAGAAAGAAGGGUUGAGGCUUCACGAGCUCAGAUGCGACGAAGACUUGCUCAAACACUUAAAGGUAUUAAAGUCUCGGAUGAUCCGAGUUCGGGUCUUCUGGCAGCAGUAGUAGCGGCAGCAAGACGAUUUCCAAAUGCAACGGCGACCAUUUUAAACCCAAGCUUAUCAAAAUCACAUUCAAAAAUUCCACUGGGCGCAAAGUUCUUAAUUACCGGAGAAAAGUGUAGUUACUCGGCAGGUUGUAAUUGGCAAGCAUUGCCCUGCACGAGGCACUGCACUCAGCACAUUAUGUACAAUGUGGACCAACGUUUAUUUCAUCACUGUACGGGAAAGGAACUUGACAACGCUCAAUGCAACAUGCCUGUAUUCGAUGUACGGCAUGAUCAUCCUGUCUGCCCCCGACAUGCUGAACCUCUUGAAACUCCAACACAGGGUCACGUUGAUCCAAGGCACAGCAAGAAAAUUAGUAAGAAAAACCGGCUUAUAGGAUUGUCAAAAAAUAGCAAAAGAAAUAACAAAAAGAGAAAAAAAUUGGCGACGCAUUCUCCAGAAAAAGAAACGGUGGCCGAAAAAUCACCGGCUCCUAUACCCAGCGAAAACCUGUAUUCUACAAAUGGCGUACAAGCUUUGAUGGAGUCUGGCAUACAGUCACCGGAAGUACACAUUGAAGGUGAUGUCGUAGAGGAAGUACCUGAAGAAGUGUUGGCAAUUGCAUCUCUCGAUCCUGUUGAACUUGCCAGUCAAGCAACAAGAUUACUUGAAGAGCAUGAUUUAACAAAUGUAUUAAAUCAAAUUUCAACUGAUGCUUUUAAUGAUUUGUUUACUGAUAAAAAUGGGGAAUAUGAGCCUACAAGAGAAGAAACAGAAGAGCUAGAGAGAGCUCUUGAGGCAGUUGACAAUGACGUGAGAUCAUUAGAGCGAAUGACCAGGUCUUUGCCCCUUCUUCAACUUCCUCUACCUUUAGAUACCAUAGGCCUCUUGGAUGAAACUCCGGCUCCAGGAGCUUUUCCACCUUUCCAAAAUGGAUUUCCGCAACCUCCACCUGCUGCUACAGAUAUCCAUAAUUCGUAGCACUAUCAAGGAUAAACAACGAGAACUUGUUACAUGAUUUUGUCAGUCCGAUCGUGUCAAUUCAGAUGACAAACUCAUAAAAUGAUAUUGCUACUGUAUGAAUGUUUGGAUAUGUAUGUGUAUAGUAGGGUGUGUGUAUGUGUAUGAUAAUAUGUAUACAUAUAUAAAAUAGGAUAUAACAAUGUAAACUUUCCAAAAUUUAUGUAGAUCGAUUUCUCAGCCUGUUUAAACGUGUAAGAGAUUAGCUUCAGAUCACUGGUAGAACAUAGCACAUUAAUUUUUAGUGAUAGAUCGUCGGUACUGAUUUAUAAAAUGCACUACUUAUGUUUUGUUGUGGUUGUACAGUUUCUCGUGAACGUUUGGCCCAGAUUCAUACAAGAUGAAAUACUCUUCCCUUGUAGUUAUAGUUCAUCGAACUUUUUACAAAUGAUGUCUAUACAUAAAUGGUCAUUCGCUACCUCAUUCCACAAUGCCUGGAGGUUCAUACGUUUAUUUUAUCAAUAAAUAACUUAUUAUUUUAACUAGAAGUUUAUAAUGUGCAUGCACUUCUAGUUCAAGUGUUGUAAAUAUAUUAUCAGUUACUAAUAAGCUUUAGAGAAAAAAACGUACUCCUUAACUUCACAAGUUGACCACAUGUUAUUAAAAAAAAAAAAAAAAAGAAGGUUGGCUUUUAAGGGUGACUCCUUUGAAAUGUACCUGGUAAAUUUGUUAAAUCAUGUAUUAAAAAAUUAGUUUAAAUUUAAAGUAACUAAAAUUCGACUUUGAAUAAUUAUUGCUAUUUAAUAUGUCUCCAAAAACACAGAAUCACUUCACUCAUUUUCAUUUGUGAAAGGUUCCGGCAUAAUUAAAAGUAUUGGAGGAAGCUCGUAAUUAUUUUAUUUUUUUACAUAGUAAAUCUUUCAUGAAAUAAAAUGUAAUUAUUUCAUCACAAAAAGGUAAUCUUCAUCAUUUUGAUGUAUUGGACUUAUUUUGUUUUAACUGGAAAAAUACAUCAGCAGCAAAGGGCAUGUUACUAAACCAACCAAAAAUACAUAUACAUAAAUUCAAUGUGACAAUAGAACAUUUUAUACUUCAAAUAUUUUUUAUGUGAAGCACAAAUUGUUAUAAAUAAAGAAAUGUCAUGAUAAAGUAAUAUAACGAUUAACUGUUUGGUUAGUUUUAUAAAAUAUUUUUGCCUGAAAAUAUUACGUAAAGAAUGAGAGGGUGUCCCUUUUACUAUAUUUCCAUUUUUAACCAAAACUAAUUUUAGGUCAGGAGAUAUAUUGUAUUUAAAGUUUUAACUAUAAUAAGCUUAAAAUAGGCAGAUAAUGACAUUAGUAUUUUAAGCGUUCAUUAAACUUUGGAAGUAUGGCCGAUGACAGUUAAAUCACUGUGAUUCAUUUUAUAUUUUAUAUAUUUUUCACUACUGUCUUAUCUAUUUUUUAGUGUUGUAUAAAGCUGAUAAUAUGUAACAUUUUCAAGGAAGAUACGAUCAAAAUGCUGAAUUUUAUUUGUUCCUUAUUCGUGAUUACCUUUUAUUUAAUAAAAGGUUGUACAUUUUUUAAUCGAAUUCAUUAUAUUGAUUAUUGGGAUAUAUGUAUGAUGAAUUGUGAAAGUAAUAGAUGUUCCUUUAUUUCCUUCAGCACAUACGAUUUGUUGGGACACAUAAUGAUUGCAUACAAUUUUUUUUAAAUCUUUUUCUUUUCUUUUUAUUAUUAUUAUUUUAUUUUUAUUUUAUUUUUUUUAAUACUAUUGUAUUUUGAAGCUUAUAACAAAAAAGUUGUAUUCCAGGAACUGAUAUUUCCUUGGAAGAAGUUAACUAAGAUAUUCAAUAAUUUUAAAAAGUAGAGAAAAAAUUGUAGUCGAUGUCUUAUGAAUUAUGGUUUAUUCCCAUAUUGGGAGUAUCUAAGGGAUUAUUAUUUGUAUAUGUGAUCUGUAAUAUAAAUUAUUUUUAUAGGAAAUUCAAAGUAAUUAAUCACCUGGAGGGUCUUUUCAUUAAUAAAAUGUGUAAUGUUUGUGUUGCAAGCUAGAAAACUAUUUAUUUGAACUUAACUUUUUUAUAAAUAAAUGCCAACUUAUUGUAAAAAAAAAAAAAAGAGUUAUAUAUACAUAUAAAAUCAUAAACAUUGUCAACAUAAUAUCUCCAAUAGUGUGUACAUUGUUUUACUACUGUCCAAAAUGAGUAAAUACAUAGACAAACUAAUGGCUCUAAAA